Messenger RNA from Osmerus eperlanus (European smelt), 2147 nucleotides. RefSeq names its product alkylglycerone phosphate synthase (gene agps). The record is from RefSeq and is a predicted model, not a curated record. NCBI's taxonomy places the organism in Eukaryota, Metazoa, Chordata, Actinopteri, Osmeriformes, Osmeridae. Gene Ontology annotation, biological process: lipid biosynthetic process. Bases 65 to 1855 code for a protein of 596 amino acids. The transcript has 19 exons. Gene Ontology annotation, cellular component: peroxisome. Gene Ontology annotation, molecular function: FAD binding; alkylglycerone-phosphate synthase activity.
CUCAUAUCCUCGCUGCUGACCUCUGACAGCCGCUGCCUCCCCCCCUCACAAACACGGAAGCAGCAUGGCGUCAAGUAGCAGCAGCGGCGGCAGCUCCGAGGUGCAACGAAUUGCACAGCAAAGAUUGAGAAUAAUCGCUGGACAUCUACAGAGACCUGCGUACGAUGAAUCGGGGAUCGUUGCUAUGGAGUGCAAAGCUGAAGAAAGCAGAUCAGAUGUUGCCAACACACAGAAGACGUUGCCGAGGAGGAGGCAGGAAGUGAUGAAAUGGAAUGGCUGGGGUUACAGUGACUCCAAAUUCAUCCUCAACAAGAAAGGCCAAGCGGAAUUCACCGGCAAGAGGUACAGGCUCAGUGGGAUGAUCCUGCCCAGUCUGAGGGAGUGGAUGGAGAAGACGUUUGCCACGAGCAUGCAGCAUAAAAACAUGGCGAUGCCGGUUCUGAAUGCCAGCUCUGUGCAGCCGCCCUCCCUGAACCAGCCAUUCGUGGAUGAGCUCAAGUCCUCGGGCGUCCCCUUCUCCCUGGACGCCGAGGACCGGGUGUUCCGGGCCCACGGGCACUGCCUGCACGAGAUCUUCGCUCUCCGGGAGGGUCGGGUGGGCAGGACCCCCGACAUGGUGGCGUGGCCAAGCUGCCAUGACGACGUGGUGAAGAUUGUGGAGCUGGCCUGCAAGCACAAUGUUUGUUUGAUACCAUUUGGUGGUGGGACCAGUGUCUCCAGCGCCCUGGAGUGCCCCCCUGAGGAGACUCGCUCCAUCGUCUCCCUGGACACCUCCCAGAUGAACCGAAUAUUGUGGAUCGACGAGAAGAAUUUAACUGCCCAUGUCGAAGCUGGCAUCAUCGGACAGGAUUUGGAGAGAUUACUCAACGAGAGUGGCUACUGUACGGGCCACGAGCCAGACUCCAUGGAGUUCAGCUCUCUGGGAGGCUGGGUGGCCACCAGGGCCUCGGGCAUGAAGAAGAACAUCUAUGGAAACAUUGAGGACCUGGUGGUCCACGUCAGGAUGGUGACCCCUAAAGGAGUGAUCGAGAAGAGCUGCCAGGGGCCUCGCAUGUCCACGGGGCCUGACAUCCACCACUUCAUCCUGGGCUCUGAGGGUAUGCUGGGCGUGGUGACGGAGGUGACCAUGAAGAUCCGCCCGGUACCGGAGUACCAGAAGUACGGCUCUGUGGUGUUCCCCUGCUUCGAGCAGGGCGUGGCCUGCCUCAGAGAAGUCGCCAAACAGAGAUGUGCUCCAGCAUCCAUCCGGCUCAUGGAUAACGAGCAGUUUCAGUUUGGCCACGCGUUGAAGCCUCAAGUGUCGUCAAUCUUCACAUCGUUUGUGGAUGGGCUGAAGACGUUCUACAUUACAAAGUUCAAAGGAUUCGACCCCCACCAAUUGUGCGUCGCCACCCUGCUGUUUGAGGGGGACCGCGAGAAGGUCCUGCAGCACGAAAAACAAGUUUACGACAUCGCUGCCAAGUUUGGGGGCUUGGCAGCCGGAGAGGACAAUGGGCAGAGGGGAUACAUGCUGACCUUCGUCAUCGCUUACCUCCGGGAUUUGGGGAUGGACUACUUUGUGAUCGGGGAGUCCUUUGAGACGUCCGUGCCGUGGGACAGGGUGUUGGACAUCUGCCGGAACGUGAAAGAGCGCAUCACCAGGGAGUGUAAAGACAGGGGCGUCCAGUACCCAGCCCUGUCCUCGUGCAGGGUGACCCAGACCUAUGACGCUGGAGCCUGUGUCUAUUUCUACUUUGCCUUCAACUACAGAGGACUGGCCGAACCAGUGCAUGUGUACGAACAAGUGGAGCGUGCUGCCAGAGAAGAGAUCCUAGCCAAUGGAGGAAGCCUGUCUCAUCACCACGGAGGUACCUAGCAACCACCACCCAAUCACAAACACACACCCUCUCUACGCGUGCUUGUGUACAUUGUGGGAUCAGAUUGAUCGCAAGGCUUACGUAGGCACGGGGGUGUACUGCCCUGCACAGUAGGUUUGCUGGUCCAAGUGAGAGAGCGGGCAGCGAGCCUUUCUGUAAACAUGUAUUUGGUCUAAGGAGAUCAUUCAUUGCUUCUUUCACAAAUCCAAACACGUUUCCCCCACCCGGCUGACAAAUGGCCGCGCUUUGGCUAUUUGUUCGUUUUCAGCGGCGGCCAAAUGAGACGUGAGA